AUGACUGUGACAUACCCAACAGCACACACCACUCAAAUCCAGAACUCCCGCCUUCGAGUCCUCAACAAGCUCAAGGCGGGCGAGUUCCCUCUCAUGACAUUCAUGGCCCUGCCAUCAGUGCGCAUGGCCCAAAUCGUCGCACUAACCGGCGUGGACGGCAUAAUAAUUGACUGUGAACACGGCCACAUUGGCGACGAAGCCAUGCACAACUCCGUCGCAGCCAUCUCCUCCCUGGGCGUAUCCCCCGUCAUCCGCAUCCGCGGCCCAGCCCACGACAUCCUCAAGCGCGCCCUAGACACCGGUGCGCACGGUAUCAUGGUGCCACAAAUUAACAACGCCGACGAAGCCCGACAGGUCGUCGCGUCAUCCAAGUUCUCACCCCAGGGUGUGCGCGGCCAGGGCUCCGCAUUUCCCGCCAUCGGCCACGGCCUCACGACCCCCGAAUACAUGAAGUCCGCCAACGAAACGAUCGUCACCAUGAUCCAGAUCGAGACCCGCGCCGGUGUCGAGAAUGUGGAGGAGAUUGCUGCUGUUGAUGGCGUUGAUCUCAUCUUCAUUGGUCCUAACGACUUGGCUCAGUCCCUGCUUGGGUAUGUCCCUGCCCGUGGGGAUGAGCCUGAGUUUGUUGCUGCUGUUGAUAAGAUUAUCAAUGCGGCGAGUAAGCAUGGCAAGUGGGCUGGACGCAUGGUUAAUAAUGGGUCUGUGGCGAAGGAAGAGCGGAAGAGGUAUGAUACUGUUGCUAUUACUGGGGAUACUAAAGCUAUCUGA
Molecule: messenger RNA, 768 nt
Organism: Penicillium argentinense
Lineage: Eukaryota; Fungi; Ascomycota; Eurotiomycetes; Eurotiales; Aspergillaceae
Product: HpcH/HpaI aldolase family protein
Exons: 1
Coding region: 1-768 (255 amino acids)
Cellular component (GO): cytoplasm
Molecular function (GO): aldehyde-lyase activity
Source: RefSeq, a predicted model, not a curated record